This is a messenger RNA of Siniperca chuatsi (mandarin fish), 1806 nucleotides long. RefSeq names its product hydroxy-delta-5-steroid dehydrogenase, 3 beta- and steroid delta-isomerase (gene hsd3b7). Bases 89 to 1189 code for a protein of 366 amino acids. The transcript is spliced from 6 exons. The record is from RefSeq and is a predicted model, not a curated record. Gene Ontology annotation, molecular function: 3-beta-hydroxy-Delta5-steroid dehydrogenase (NAD+) activity. NCBI's taxonomy places the organism in Eukaryota, Metazoa, Chordata, Actinopteri, Centrarchiformes, Sinipercidae. Gene Ontology annotation, biological process: steroid biosynthetic process.
CUGGUCGGCUGUGCAGCUCUCAGUGUUCGCAGAGAGAAGUGGCAGAAACCACCAGACCACAGCUGACGCUGCACCAGAUUCUCACAGCAUGUCUGAGAACCAGCGGGGUCUCGUUUAUUUGAUCACCGGAGGUUCCGGUUUUCUAGGCAAGCACCUACUGAGGCUUUUGGUGGAGAAGGAGGACAAACUGGUGGAGGUCCGAGUGUUUGACAAACAUAUAGACUCAAAUUUAAAUGGACUCGGCACAGACCGGACAAAGGUGGUAUGCAUUCCAGGUGACAUCACAGACUACAGCAGUGUGUUGGAGGCCUCCCGUGGGGCCGAUGUCGUUAUCCACGCAGCCAGCUUGGUAGACGUUUGGCACAGAGUCCCAGACACCCUCAUCUACUCUGUCAACAUCACAGGAACGAAGAAUGUGAUCAAUGCCUGUGUGGAGUGUGGCAUCCAGUGCCUGGUCUACACCAGCAGCAUGGAAGUGAUCGGUCCCAACAUGAACGGAGACCACUUUAUCAGGGGCAAUGAAGACACACCUUACAAUGUGAAACAUACUAUGGCCUAUCCUAAGAGCAAGUCAAUGGCAGAGAAAAUCGUGCUCGAAGCAAAUGGCACCAAGGUGAAGGGUGGAAAGUGUUUAUACACAUGCUCUCUGAGGCCGACAGGGAUCUAUGGCGAGGGGCACGAGAUAAUUAAGGCUUUCUACGAGCUGGCUGUACAAAGAGGAGGCUUGAUCAUCGGGGGUGUCCCAGACCACAUUGAACAUGGACGGGUCUAUGCAGGCAACGUGGCCUGGAUGCAUGUACUUGCAGCCCGAGCCCUGAGUGAACGCCCGCAGACAGUCGGAGGUGAAGCUUUCUUCUGCUAUGAUGACUCACCCUACAAGAGCUACGAGGAUUUCAACAUGGUGUUCCUCUCCAAAUUUAACUUCCGAAGGGUCCGCAUGCCCUCACUGGUGCUCUGGUUCUUGGCCAUGGUUAAUGACCUUCUCCGCUGGAUACUGAGCCCCUUGUACAACUACACACCGUUGCUGAACCGUUACACCUUGGCCGUUGCUAGUACCUCCUUCACUGUCUCCACAGACAAGGCCAUGCGUCAUUUCCAGUACCUCCCUCUGUACGACUGGGAUCAAUGCCGAGCCCUCACACAAAAAUGGGUGGACACGCUCGCUAUGGAUAACCCCAAAGACUCCUAAUGUGACCUCAACUACUGCAACACUCAUCAGAAGCUGCUACGUAGACAUGCAGGACUCCAGAUAUACAUGUGUGAAAGAGUAACAUGUUGCACGUUCAUGCUACACACAUAUGGAACAUAUAUACAAAUAUUUAAAUUUAGAAUAGAAUAAAAUUAACUAAAAUAAAUAAAACAAUAUAUACAGUUAUUUACAUGUUACCUACACAUGUAUAGCUACAUCCAGAGAGUAAUAUUUCUGUUGUGCAUUUUUUAAAUUAGCAUGUGGGGGAAUGGAAACAAUAUAGUAUUAAUAAUAUGGUUGCAUCUUAACAUCCGUUAAUAUUCCAUUGGAUUCAGUUCAUUGGUCUUUUGUUGGUACAUCGAUCAAGGGAUUGUGCCCUUCGUUAAGAAUGUGCUGUAGUAUUUAGACAUUGAACACUUCUAGAUCAGAGAGAGACACCAUUUGUAACUGUCAAUUAAGACAAAUGUAAACACAAUUUACAAGCAUUUACUACAUUUAUAUGGACUGAAUACCUGUAUUUUAGGAAUUUAUAUUAUUGAUAAAACAUCAAAAUAUAUAUAUAUAUAUUUAGUUUGUUAAUUUUUUGUAAUUUUUAAUAAAGAUGUUUUAAUAUAUUA